ACAGCACACUCGUCUGCUCGAAAUAUUCAAACAAAAUAAAAAAUACCAUCACGGAAAGCGUUAGGCCACACUAGUCCCUAGAAACAAAAAUUUAUAAUUUCGCAAAACCCUAUUUCGGUCCAAAAAUGGAAGUGGAAGAGAUCUCGGGAGACUACGUCAUUGUAGUCGGCGUUGUCCUGACACUGAUUGUGGGCAUCCUCUCCUAUGUCUGCGCUUAUGUUUUCGAUUUCAAAAGCAAGAAAGCCGAGCAGGUAGACUUGAAGAAGAACUUGGCACCCAGAGAGCUGCCUGCGCUGGGAACUAUAAAGUUAACCCUGGACCAACUCCUGGGGUAUGACGGGACUCGUAGCGACGGCAGGAUCCUGGUGGGUCUCAAGGGGAAAAUCUACGACGUGUCCAGCGACUUGCAGGAGUUCGGAUUGGGCGGAACACUCAGCCACGUGGCUGGGAGGGACUUUACCAACUACCUCAACCACAUAAUGCGGAGCAACCAGACGCAGACCAACUAUGUGGACCGCUGGGAGGCCAUUCUAGAGACCAACUACUCGUGUGUGGGAUUCAUAGUCGAUGAGCGUGGAAAGCCAUUAGUCGAAGGCACGAAAAUAAUGGAUGAUGAGGAUCAAGACGCUGCAGUUCCAGAAACCAACAUAGUGCCGAACGAGGUGUUGGAGACUGAACCCCUUCCCGCUGCUGAAGUGGACCAGAAAUCCCUAGAGAAUCCUAUGGUUGGAUUGGCAGCAGCGACCUCUGAAGCCUAG
Drosophila bipectinata is the source of this 758-nucleotide messenger RNA. It is a transcript of the gene t-cup, whose product is annotated as tetleys-cup. NCBI's taxonomy places the organism in Eukaryota, Metazoa, Arthropoda, Insecta, Diptera, Drosophilidae. The record is from RefSeq and is a predicted model, not a curated record. Gene Ontology annotation, cellular component: endomembrane system; membrane.